CUAACUGUCGUCGUCGCUGCCGCCAUUUUACCCACUUCAAACCGCCACAGCCGCUUGAGGGUCAGGGUCCUUGAGACUGCCGCUAUGUCAUCGCAGUUGGACCUGCGUGUAGCUGUGGUAUGUUCGAACAACCAGAACCGGAGUAUGGAGGCACACAGCAUCCUCAGCAAACGGGGCUUCAGGGUCCAAUCCUUUGGAACAGGAUCCCAUGUGAAGCUUCCAGGACCCACAUUCGACAAGCCAAACAUCUACGAUUUCAAAACCACGUAUGAGGAGAUGUACAACGAUCUGGUGAAGAAAGACAAGACGCUCUACACCCAGAAUGGAAUUUUACAUAUGCUGGAGCGAAACAGACGGCUCAAGCCAAAGCCAGAGAAGUUCCAGAACUGUGAGGAGACAUUCGAUGUGAUCCUCACUUGUGAGGAGAAAGUCUACGACCAAGUGGUGGAAUAUCUCAGCUUCAGAGAGCAGCAGACGUACCAGCCGGUUCAUGUAAUCAACGUGGACAUCCAAGACAACUAUGAAGAGGCCAUCAUAGGGGCGUUCCUCAUCUGUGAUCUCUGCCAGCACCUUUCCCGCGCCAAGGACAUGGAGGACGAGAUGGAAGAACUGCUACAGGGAUUGGAGGAAAAGAGCGGCCGGGACUUCCUGCACACCGUCUGCUUCUACUGAACUGAACUGUUUGUCCGGUUUGCGUCUCAAAAGACAUCUUCUUAAGUUUCUUGUUAGGAAUAUUUUUUCCUUCUUAAUAAUAGUUUUAACCUUUAG
Messenger RNA from Ochotona princeps (American pika), 768 nucleotides. RefSeq names its product RNA polymerase II subunit A C-terminal domain phosphatase SSU72-like. Gene Ontology annotation, biological process: termination of RNA polymerase II transcription. The transcript has a single exon. Gene Ontology annotation, molecular function: RNA polymerase II CTD heptapeptide repeat phosphatase activity. The coding region runs from base 85 to 672 and encodes 195 amino acids. Gene Ontology annotation, cellular component: mRNA cleavage and polyadenylation specificity factor complex; nucleus. NCBI's taxonomy places the organism in Eukaryota, Metazoa, Chordata, Mammalia, Lagomorpha, Ochotonidae. The record is from RefSeq and is a predicted model, not a curated record.